Molecule: messenger RNA, 1131 nt
Organism: Cuscuta europaea
Lineage: Eukaryota; Viridiplantae; Streptophyta; Magnoliopsida; Solanales; Convolvulaceae
Source: the annotation of a GenBank genome assembly
UUCCGCUUCAGCCCGGCCUCGCUAGCUGCAGCCAGCACCUGAGCCGACGGAGCGUUACCGGCCAGGACUCCUCCGCCCAAACACGCCCGGCGUGUCGCGGUCUCCGGCUCCUUUGCUCCUCCCGGGCCUGAUCUGGCCCGUACCUCUUCCUCCAUUCCAAGUGAGCCGCCGGCCCUCAAUCGGCCUCUGCCGAGCCCGUCUGUUCGACCCGGCCACCGAUGCAGCAGCCUAGCUAGAUCGAUGGAGCCAAAUCGGAUUGCCACGAAACCAUCCACAAUCUUAACGGAGCCGCCGUCGUCGAUCCUCUGAUCGUUCUCUUUUUCUGUGGUUGCAGAUACAACAUAUUUAGACGACGAAGCACCCAACCCCGAUCUUCCCAUGGAUGAUAGCAGAGUCAUCGCAGCCGGUGGGGGCGGAAAGCGGAAAAAAUCCCGGAAGAACCCCCAACCUACUCCCACCAUUGUUCCCGCUCAGGAGGCUGCCCCUUCCCAACCGCUCUCAGAACCUCAGCCAAUUCAGCAGGUCCACCAGGAUCAACUAGAGGCCAUGCUGCUUGAUGAUCGGUUCGGUUCUGACCAACUGCACCAAUUUUCCCAGCAUUUCGACUCCGUUCGGGGGGAAUCCUCGAAUGCUGGUGAGACCCAUACCGACCACAUUACGGGUCAGGUCGAGCGGAUCUCCCUAUCCGACCCUGUUCAUGAGGUUUUAGAGAGGGCUGGAUCUACAGCGAGCCAGAUCUGGUCUACCUCCUCCUGGUUCAACAACUUUUCCCUUCCUCAGUUGCCGGUCGAGCAAUCUGAAGAAUGUCUGGCCCUGACUGCUCUGAAGAUGGGCUUGUACACCCUUCAGAUGCGGGAGGCCCGCCUGGCCAAAGAGCGGGAACUGAUUGUUGCCCAGUCUUCUGCUGAGCAACAUGCUGUUGCUGCCAUCGCCUCUUUGGAGGCCGAACGGAAAACCUUCGCGGAGGAAAAGCAGAGGCUGGAUGCUGAAGUCGGUACCCUUCGGGUCCAACUCGCAGCUUCCCAGGCGAAGAUCCUUGCCGCUGAGGCCGCACGGGUCAGAUUCGAAGUGUAACACCGCCCCCGAGUAUUUGUACUGUACCAAAUCAUGUAUUGAACCCUAAGAUAUGUA